CACUAUGAGACAAGAGGCGCAAAAAAAUAAACGACAAACCAUGCUAACAGCGCGCGCGUCAGGUGCCAAAAGCUUCUCUGUCAUGUGUACGAUCGCUGAGGAGAAGCAAGGUGAAAUUCCAAGGAUACCCUGAAAUUGCAAAGACGUCCGACAAGAAAGAAGAGGCCAGAAAAAGGAAGACUGGAAAAAACAUACAGUAGGAAAGCAAUUCCAUAUUCUUCUACGUCCCCUUGUUUGUUGUCAAUUCCUGCUCACAAUUGUCUCCUUCAAUUAAACACGAGCUCAAGUUAAAGGCACAAAACACAGCAAUACACCAAGCAAUGGUUAACUACGGUGAAUGGAUGCGCGAUGUCAACGAUGACACGCUGUUGUCAACUCUGUCUCUACCAGGUACACACAACGCGGCGGCCUGCCACACUGCGCUCCCAUCAGUGCAAUGUCAAGGCGCCAGUGUUAAGGACCAGCUGAACAACGGUGUUCGUUUCCUGGACAUUCGUCUCUCCAAGAACAUUCUUAAGAGUGACGAGGCUGACCAAAAGAACCUCAUUGUGUGCCAUGGCAAGUUUCCCGUUAAACUCUUGGGCAAUGUGUACUUGAAGGACGUUCUCAGUGACGUUUUCAAGUACCUGGAGGAGCACAGUUCCGAAACUGUUAUCGUUAGUUUGAAACAGGAGGGAAACGGGUCCUGGGACAAUGAUCAAGAUGAGUUUGGCAAUUUGAUUUGGGACAAGUAUGUCAGCCCAAACCACGACCGCUGGUACCUUGGUACGGACAUCCCUCGCCUGAGAGACUGUAGGGGUAAGGCCAUCUUGUUCCGCAGAUUUGGCGUGAAGAACGAGGAGCGCAAGAACCAAUUUGGCGUUGACGCUGCCUGGUGGAGCUACAACUGUACCCACGAUGAUCGUGGUGCCCUCCAGAUCCAGGACUUUUGCGAGAUUAGCAGCGUCGACGACAUUGCAAAGAAAGCUGAGUAUGUGAAGAGCUUAUCCAAGGCGGCUGUUGAACACAACAGCACCAAUCCGGGCGAUGCAAAGCUCUUUGUGAAUUUCUGCUCAGGGUCCAACUUCUUUGACCCGAACUGCUGGCCUUCCAAGGUUGCCCAAGGCUUGAACGAGCAAGGCAUUGCAGAGUCCUUUGGCAAAGGAAGUGGGAUUAUCGUUUUGGAUUACGCGGAGGAGUCAGAAUGGAACCUGGUGAGGGAACUGGUUGACAAGAACUUUUGAGAGGAGCUUUUAACAAACGACAGUCAAACGAACCGGUUAAUUGAAUGAACCGGUUA
Molecule: messenger RNA, 1279 nt
Organism: Williopsis jadinii
Lineage: Eukaryota; Fungi; Ascomycota; Saccharomycetes; Phaffomycetales; Wickerhamomycetaceae
Product: phosphatidylinositol-specific phospholipase C
Exons: 1
Coding region: 321-1223 (300 amino acids)
Biological process (GO): lipid metabolic process
Molecular function (GO): phosphoric diester hydrolase activity
Source: RefSeq, a predicted model, not a curated record